Messenger RNA from Sugiyamaella lignohabitans, 3276 nucleotides. RefSeq lists its product as uncharacterized. The record is from RefSeq and is a predicted model, not a curated record. NCBI's taxonomy places the organism in Eukaryota, Fungi, Ascomycota, Dipodascomycetes, Dipodascales, Trichomonascaceae. The transcript has 2 exons. Gene Ontology annotation, molecular function: protein binding. Bases 1 to 3276 code for a protein of 1091 amino acids.
AUGGGUGUGUUCAGCUGGCUGCCGUCGUUCAAACUGUUCGACAGCAUCACCGACACCGCCAGCCCGGAACCGGACGUCGUCGCUCUGCCGAAAAGGUCGACCAGUUCGAUAGGGAAUGAUUCGUUUGUGGCCACCCCGAGGGUGUCGCCGCGGGCUACGUUGACUGGGUUGUCUGCGAGUUCGACGCCGUUGGUGAAGAGUUCAGGUGUGGAUUUGCCGGUGCCACGGCCUCAGAGUCCCGUUCAUAGACAGACUGCUUCGUCGGACCUGCUGGCAUCGCAGGAGUCUGGUGAUACUCUAGGUCCGCUGCGACAGAGCUCGUCCAGACCCAAGGUUCGUGUUAGUAGCGAGAAUUCGGGAUCUGUGACAGCUGGUGCUGGUGCUGGUGCUGGUUCUACGGGCUCGGCUACUUCUCUCGAUCCGUUGACGGAUGUGAUAUUACAGCGUGCUCAGGCAGUUGGAUCUGCUUCGACAGGUCCAAUGGUUGGAAGUGGAGUUGGAGGUGCUAAUAACGGUGGUUCGGGCUUUAUUGCUGUGCUAGGUUCAACCGCUGGAACUGGAAACGCUAGAGAGAGUGGUACAGGUGCUGCGAAUCAGGACAACAGUGCCGUUCCAGACGGGUCCUCUGAGAACGAAUCUCAUAUUCCUCAUAGUCACAGCAUCAAUUUCGGUCUCCAUGGCCAUGUCAUUGGUACUGGAAAUGGGACUGGAGGAAGUGGUUCUGGAGGUGCUGGUACAGGUACUAGUGCCGGACAGGGGUUCUCUCGGUCUGUUUCUAUGAAUACUCUGGCUAGUACUGUUAGCAGUGUCGCAAAUAACGGUAAUAUCGCUAGUAGUGGCGGCAGUGCGAAUGGCGGAUUCUUCUCGUUGCUGAGAAAAUCGUCGGGAAGACCUACUACAGACGACGAACUGGAUUAUGGCCAGGCAGGCCGUGAUGAAGCCUGGAAGGCCGAUGUGGUCGGGUAUAUUCCCAACACACCAGUACCUCCAAAAUAUGUCCAUGUAAGAGCACAUCGCAAGAAGAAUCGAGAAUUUAAUCGAGUUUUUCUGGCUCAGGAGUUACGGCCUCCUUACUGUGAUCAAGAUCACGACGAUGCCAGUGCUAAUACUAGCACGAAUAACAGUGUCAGUGGUGAUAUUGGUAGUGGGGGUACGAAUGGAAGUCAAAGUAGUCGUGGUUGUCGAACAGAGAAAAUGAGCAACGGUCGUCGUUCAACGUCGAAAAACGCUAUUUGGUCAGCGAAAUUCAGUAAUGACGGACGAUUUCUGGCUGUGGCUGGUGAAGAUAGAGUGGUGAGAGUAUGGGAGGUGAUUUCUACUCCUCAAGAUCGAGACCAUGAUCGAGGAGGAAGAGAAAAAUCCGGCAGUUUUACUGGCUCGUCUGCAGCUACCUUUGCUACAUAUCCCGACUCUAGCGACUCGGAAGACCACCAGCAUACCAAUUCCCCAUUCAAGUCUAAAGGCGGAUUCAAACGCCGUCACAAUACAGCUGCAUAUGCUCCAGUGUUCAAGACCAAACCUGUCCGGGAGUUUUACGGACACACUGCCGAUGUUUUGGAUCUCAGUUGGAGCAAAAAUAAUUUUUUGUUAUCUUCAUCUAUGGAUAAGACAGUUCGUCUAUGGCAUAUCGACAAACAGGAAUGUUUGUGUUCAUUCUCGCAUUCUGAUUUUGUGACAUCUAUCAAAUUCCAUCCAAAAGACGAUCGUUUUUUCAUUUCCGGCUCUCUCGACUGUAAAGUCAGACUGUGGUCUAUUCCCGACAAAGAAAUAGCAUAUGAACGCGAUGCACCGACUUAUAUUACUGCCACAGCAUUUUCUCCCGACGGGAACACGGUUAUUGUGGGAUGUUUUGGAGGACAAUGUUUAUUCUACGAGACGGAAAAGCUACGUAAGAAGAGAGAAAUCCGUGUACGAAGUACCAGAGGACGCAACUCUAAAGGAUCUAAAAUCACCGGUAUAGAGGUUUUCCAAGUUGUACCACAAAAGCGAUACUCCAGCCGAUACGUUCAAUUCGACAACGACAUUAAACUGCUGAUAUCGACCAAUGACAGUCGACUUCGACUGUAUAAUUUACACGAUGGGUCGAUGGAAAUCAAAUUCAAGGGCCAUGAAAAUGAACAGACGCAAAUCAGUGCCACCUUCUCAGAUGACGGCAGGCACAUAAUCACUGGCAGUGAAGACUCUAGGACAUAUAUCUGGUCGAUUGACGAGAACGAUUUAUACGAACGAACCGGUAAAAAGAAAGAACGUCAGGAAUACGAAUAUUUCCAUUCCAACAAAUCCAUGGUCACAGUAGCAAUCUUUGCCCCGACUCUAACAAGGCAAAUCCUCGCUGCCAGCUGUGAUCCUAUCUAUGACAUAUGUGACCCUCCACCGGUCCAAUUAAAAGCAUCCACACCCAGUUACGAAGCUAACGACUCCAACGAAACGACAACAAAAGAAGCGCCAACAGCCACUAAUGACGACAGUGUGCCACUCAGCGAACAUAAAUACCCACCCCUGCGAACCAGUCGCAAAUCUCUACAUCGAGCAGGAAACAUUAUGGUCACAGCUGAUCGCAAUGGUAUUAUCAAGAUUUUCAGACAGGAUUGUGCUUAUGGACCUCGUCGAGUUCUGUUAGAAGCGACUCAAGCACAAAAAAAACGGUACAGCGGAAUAGCACUCAGUCCAUCGCAUUCUUGGCGUGAGUCUCUGUCUGCGUACAGAUCCAAGACCGCUCGUUCUGCUAACGGCGGUUCAUCAAUUACCGGCAGUCCCCGACCACUAACUGUUGGCUACAGCGACACAUCAUCAGCUUUUGAGAGAGGCCGGUCGAGAGCUGGUUCGUUAAUACAAAGUCGGUCAUCGUCAAGAGACGAUAGUUACUUAAUACGACCGUCUGCCAACGCACUUUCUGGACUCAACAGUCCACGAAUGCGACCGGUGAGUCCUGGUUCCAGCAGCGUUCACACCCUUCGAAGCUCGAACAGCCGUCAGAAACUGACUGACCUGAACACCGGAACCACAAACGUGCACCGGAACAGCACCAGCACCAGCACCAGCACCACUCACAGCGAGCCCCACGUCGAAACACUCGCAGCUCCCAUCCCCGUAUCACCACCUCUGCCCUCUCAUUCACCUCUGAGCACCGAAACAACACCCUCCAAACCGCCCACCGACGACCCCAACAGCAUCGUCUGCGAAAACUGCGGCUACGGCGAGUUCAUCGCCAAAUUCAUCUGCUCCGAGAUGCGUCUCCUCUGCUCCCGCUGCUCUCAUGUGUACACUCCACACUAG